GUCUUUUGCCACAACAACCACACAUAUGAAGCUCAUCGCCACCGCUGCCGUGCUCGCCGCCACCAUCUCGCAAACCGAGGCCCACGGGCGCAUGGUCAUGCCGCCGCACCGCGGCUACAUCGGUCGCCUCCCGGCGUUCAAGGACAUCCCGAUCAACUACAGCGACAACGGUCUCAACGCCGGCGGCAUUGGCGGCACCAAGGGCGGCAAGCACGGCGUCUGCGGCGACCCGUUCAACGGCGCGCGCGACCACGAGACGGGCGGCAUGUACGGUCUCUUCCCCAAGCUCGGCUCCAAGGCCAUCGGCGCGUGCUACAAGCCGGGCCAGACACUGGACCUCAACAUCCAGAUCACGGCCAACCACAAGGGCUUCUUUGAGUUUGGCAUUUGCAAGCUGAACGGCAAGGGCGACAAGGAGACCGAGGAGUGCUUCCAGACGCUGACGCAGCCCAACGGCGAGAAGCAGUGGCCACUUCCGGCAGGCAACGACUUUUUCAAGAUGCAGUACAACCUGCCCAAGGACCUCAAGUGCGACGGCGACUCGCACUGCGUGCUGCGCUGGUGGUACGCCGGCGGCAACAACCCGGGCGUCGGCAUUGACGGCCAGGAGCAGUUCUGGAACUGCGCCGACAUUUACAUUAGCGACUCAUGCGGCUCGGACCCGAAGCCGUCGCCCAGCAGCCAGAACCCGACACCGGCGCCGAGCAGCAACAAGCCGUCGCCCAGCAGCGACAAGCCGACGCCGUCCACCAAGCCGUCGACCAAGCCCACGACCAAGCCCACGAGCGCGCCGUCGGGCAACGCCAAGAAGCAGUGGGAACAGUGCGGCGGCAAGGGCUACACGGGUGCGACGUCGUGCCAGGACGGUCUCGACUGCUUGAAGCAGGACGAGUGGUACUCGCAGUGCGUGCCGGCCGUUCGCUUUGGCUAA
Molecule: messenger RNA, 931 nt
Organism: Saprolegnia parasitica CBS 223.65
Lineage: Eukaryota; Oomycota; Saprolegniomycetes; Saprolegniales; Saprolegniaceae
Exons: 1
Coding region: 26-931 (301 amino acids)
Biological process (GO): carbohydrate metabolic process
Cellular component (GO): extracellular region
Molecular function (GO): cellulose binding
Source: RefSeq, a predicted model, not a curated record